UUGAAGUCUGAAGGAGCUUUCGAGACAACAGAUGGAAAAGUUUACUUCACUGACCAACAGUUCAUUAUAGAACAUCUCAUUGACUUAGAGUCAAAAUAUUCUAAACUUUACAACAAACACAAAAAGUUGAAAGGAAAACAAAAACAAAUGGCAUAUGAUAUUUAUGAAGAUGUUGACGACACAACUGUUCCUGCAGGUGAAGUAAAGUCAGAGGAACCGAAAAGUGACGAAAAACCGAUAGAAGAAGAGAAACCAAAAACUGAAGAUAAACCAAAACCAAAGUUUAGUUUCCAAACUAAACCAAGUCAACCUUCAUUAGCUGGUAUGGGUUGGCGUCAAAGACUUAUGGCAGCAGGCGGUUAUGUUAAGUAA
This is a messenger RNA of Trichomonas vaginalis G3, 372 nucleotides long. Its product is annotated as phage tail repeat-like family. The transcript has a single exon. Lineage: Eukaryota; Parabasalia; Trichomonadida; Trichomonadidae. The record is from RefSeq and is a predicted model, not a curated record.